Conger conger (European conger) is the source of this 3133-nucleotide messenger RNA. RefSeq names its product glutamate receptor, ionotropic, kainate 2 (gene grik2). Bases 332 to 3061 code for a protein of 909 amino acids. The record is from RefSeq and is a predicted model, not a curated record. The transcript is spliced from 17 exons. Gene Ontology annotation, biological process: monoatomic ion transport; synaptic transmission, glutamatergic; modulation of chemical synaptic transmission. Lineage: Eukaryota; Metazoa; Chordata; Actinopteri; Anguilliformes; Congridae. Gene Ontology annotation, cellular component: postsynaptic membrane; plasma membrane; presynaptic membrane. Gene Ontology annotation, molecular function: transmitter-gated monoatomic ion channel activity involved in regulation of postsynaptic membrane potential; kainate selective glutamate receptor activity.
GGAACAAAUGAAGUACUUUCUCCGGCGCUUGUAACAGUUCACAUCUCAUUCUGCCUAGCUAAUCGAAGACUGCCCGUGGAUGGAUUUCUCCCGGAUUUGCACAGCCUAACAUGGAUGCCCCACCGUUCUUUGAAUCGGAAGGUUGUUUCUUGGCGCAGUGAGAGACGGAACAUGCAGGGAUUGCUAAUGGAUUUGGGAAGCAUAUGCCCUCCUAUCUAAAGUGACCAUGCCGUGAUCCUGCGCGUGGGCCGUCACCCUGCUUAACGUCAAUAGAAGAAUUUCGGGGAAUCUAACAAUACAGGGAAUAAACACUGUGCAUUAUACAAACAACAUGAAGAUUACCUCCCCACUGAUAACUAAUGUGAGCUUCAGGUGCACCGUCAGGCUUCUUCUGCUGCUAUUACUAUGUGUGGGAUAUUCUCGCGGGAUGCCGCAUGUUUUAAGAUUUGGAGGAAUAUUUGAAUCUGUUGAAAGUGGUCCUUCAGGAGCAGAGGAACUGGCCUUUAAAUUUGCUUUAAACACAAUCAACAGAAACAGAACCCUACUGCCAAACACAACACUAACCUAUGACAUUCAGAGGAUAAACAUCUACGACAGCUUUGAAGCUUCAAGAAAAGCCUGUGAUCAGCUGUCUCUGGGAGUGGCCGCCAUCUUUGGUCCCUCCCACAGCUCGUCAGCCAAUGCAGUCCAGUCCAUCUGCAAUGCACUCGGAGUGCCCCACAUCCAGACCAAAUGGAAGCACCAGGUCUCGGACAACAGAGACUCCUUCUACGUCAGCUUGUACCCUGACUUCUCCUCCCUCAGCCGGGCUAUUCUAGACCUGGUGCACUUCUUCAAGUGGAAGACUGUCACCGUGGUGUACGAUGACAGCACAGGGCUCAUCCGGUUACAGGAGCUCAUCAAGGCACCGUCUCGUUACAACAUCCGCUUGAAAAUCCGGCAGUUGCCGGCAGAGACGAAAGAUGCCAAGCCCCUGCUGAAAGAGAUGAAGCGGGGGAAGGAGUUCCACGUCAUCUUUGACUGCGGACACGAAAUGGCCGCAGGGAUUCUCAAGCAGGCACUUGCCAUGGGGAUGAUGACUGAAUACUACCACUAUAUCUUCACAACUCUGGACCUCUUUGCCCUGGACGUGGAGCCAUACCGCUACAGUGGGGUGAACAUGACAGGGUUCCGGAUCCUCAACACGGAGAACACCCAGGUCUCCUCUAUCAUCGAGAAGUGGUCCAUGGAGCGGUUGCAGGCUCCGCCCAAACCGGACUCAGGCCUACUGGAUGGAUUUAUGACGACGGACGCAGCUCUGAUGUACGACGCGGUCCAUGUGGUUGCGGUUGCGGUCCAGCAGUCACCGCAGAUCACGGUCAGCUCCUUACAGUGCAACCGGCACAAGCCCUGGCGCUUCGGCAACCGCUUCAUGACCCUCAUCAAAGAGGCCCACUGGGACGGGUUGACUGGACGAAUAACUUUCAACAAAACCAAUGGCCUCCGGACCGAUUUUGAUUUAGAUGUGAUCAGUCUGAAGGAGGAGGGACUAGAGAAGAUUGGAACGUGGGAUCCCCCAAGUGGCUUGAACAUGACUGAGAACCAGAAGGGCAAGACGACUAACGUUACGGACUCCUUGUCUAACAGGUCCCUGGUCGUCUCCACCAUACUGGAGGAGCCAUAUGUGAUGUUCAAGAAGUCGGACAAACCGCUGUACGGGAACGACCGCUUCGAGGGCUUCUGCAUCGACCUCCUGCGGGAGCUGGCCAGCAUCCUGGGCUUCGCCUACGAGAUCCGGCUGGUGGAGGACGGCAAGUACGGGGCCCAGGAGGAGACCACGGGCCAGUGGAACGGCAUGGUCAAGGAGCUCAUGGACCACAAAGCUGAUCUUGCAGUGGCUCCCCUGGCCAUCACUUACGUGCGGGAGAAAGUCAUCGACUUUUCCAAGCCCUUCAUGACGCUGGGGAUAAGUAUUCUGUACCGCAAACCCAACGGCACCAACCCCGGAGUGUUCUCCUUCCUCAACCCCCUCUCGCCCGAUAUCUGGAUGUAUAUUCUGCUGGCUUACUUGGGUGUCAGUUGUGUGCUGUUUGUCAUAGCCAGGUUUAGUCCCUAUGAGUGGUAUAACCCUCACCCAUGCAAUCCCGACUCAGACGUGGUGGAAAACAAUUUCACCUUGCUAAAUAGUUUCUGGUUCGGAGUUGGAGCUCUCAUGCAGCAAGGUUCUGAGCUCAUGCCCAAAGCUCUUUCCACCAGGAUUGUAGGCGGGAUCUGGUGGUUUUUCACCCUGAUCAUCAUCUCGUCCUACACCGCCAACCUGGCUGCCUUCCUCACAGUCGAACGCAUGGAGUCGCCGAUUGACUCUGCCGAUGACCUCGCCAAGCAGACCAAGAUUGAGUACGGCGUGGUGGAAGACGGGUCAACUAUGACUUUCUUCAAGAAAACAAAGAUUUCCACGUAUGAUAAGAUGUGGGAGUUCAUGAGCAGCCGCCGGCACUCGGUCAUGGUGAAGAACGUGGAGGAGGGGAUCCAGCGCGUCCUCACCUCUGACUACGCUUUUCUGAUGGAGUCCACCACCAUCGAGUUUGUCACUCAGCGCAACUGCAACCUGACCCAGAUCGGCGGGCUCAUCGACUCUAAAGCGUACGGAGUGGGCACGCCUAUGGGCUCUCCGUACCGCGACAAGAUCACCAUCGCCAUCCUGCAGCUACAGGAAGAGGGGAAGCUGCACAUGAUGAAGGAGAAGUGGUGGCGCGGGAACGGUUGCCCCGAAGAAGAGAGCAAGGAGGCGAGCGCCCUGGGCGUGCAGAACAUCGGUGGCAUCUUCAUCGUUCUGGCCGCUGGCCUGGUGCUCUCUGUAUUUGUGGCGGUGGGGGAGUUCUUGUAUAAGUCCAAACAAAACGCACAACUUGAAAAGAGGUCCUUCUGUAGCGCCAUGGUGGAGGAGCUGCGGGUGUCACUGAAGUGCCAGCGGCGACUGAAACACAAGCCCCAGGCCCCAGUCAUGGUCAAAACCGAGGAGGUCAUCAACAUGCACACGUUCAAUGACAGAAGACUGCCAGGCAAGGAAACAAUGGCCUAAAAUUAUUCUAUAUACAUUACAACAACUACAACUACGAAAACAACAAAAACAUUUAUAUUUGUCUCUUGUGGA